Messenger RNA from Carassius auratus (goldfish), 5748 nucleotides. Its product is annotated as potassium voltage-gated channel subfamily H member 4. Lineage: Eukaryota; Metazoa; Chordata; Actinopteri; Cypriniformes; Cyprinidae. Gene Ontology annotation, molecular function: voltage-gated potassium channel activity. Gene Ontology annotation, cellular component: plasma membrane. The coding region runs from base 400 to 3516 and encodes 1038 amino acids. Gene Ontology annotation, biological process: potassium ion transmembrane transport; regulation of membrane potential. The record is from RefSeq and is a predicted model, not a curated record. The transcript is spliced from 17 exons.
AGCCAGGGAAGGAGGGGUGAAGACAAAUGUAACUGUCUCUGUUGCUCUGCCACAGCGUGUUACAGAACAACAACAAAUCCUGCCAUUCUGCACAUCCUGAGGUUUCUCCUCUAUCAUGAAGGUGUACAUAGCUGAGACAGACUUAUCAGAAAAUACAAAAGAGUGGAAGCUGGUUUCACUGUAUGCACUGACAAGGAAGGGAAUUUGUUUGUUUCGUCGAUAUACAUCCACCGGCUGAGGAAGUAUACAGUGAGCAAUCAUCUUUUGGGGGACGUUUACUCUUUUAGAAUACAUGCUCCUCACAUUUUGCCUGGCCACCUUUUCACUGGGAUGUAGUGAGGAUUGAUGGUUCAUACAGGCUUUUCCCUAAACAUCUGCUGACUCUGGAAACCUGGCAUCAUGCCAGUGAUGAAGGGGCUGCUGGCACCCCAGAACACCUUCCUGGACACUAUUGCUACUCGUUUCGAUGGCACUCACAGCAACUUCCUCCUUGGGAAUGCUCAGGGUUACCGUGGCUAUCCCAUUGUGUAUUGUUCCGAUGGAUUCUGUGAGUUGACGGGGUUUGGACGAACAGAGGUGAUGCAGAAGAACUGCAGAUGUAAUUUCCUAUAUGGUUCAGCCACGAGUGAGCAGGUAACUCAGAGUGUGGAGAAAGCACUGGAGAGCAAGGAAGAGUACCAGGCUGAGGUGCAGUUCUACAAGAAGAAUGGAAGUUCAUUCUGGUGUCUGCUGGACAUCGUCCCCAUUAAGAAUGAAAAGGGGGAGAUGGUGCUUUUUCUGUUUUCAUUCAAGGAUAUCACAGAAACAAAAGAUAAGAGCCAUCACAGCAGCAGAACUGAUGAUAAUAAGCCAUACAAAAGGACCACUGGAGACUCUCAUUUCAGUAAAGCCAGAAGGAGAGGUCACACCAUGAUUUACCAGCUAACAAGCCAGUUUACCCGUGACAGCAAAAAAAAUGUCAACUUAAGCAAGGACAUGUUUGAAAAACCAUCCCUGCCUGAGUACAAAGUGGCAGCAGUCCAGAAGUCUCGAUUCAUCCUGCUGCAUUAUAGUGUGUCCAAAGCAUUGUGGGAUUGGAUGAUUCUACUAGCUACAUUCUACGUUGCUGUGACCGUGCCAUACAAUGUGUGUUUCACAGCGUACAGUGAUCUGGAGACUGCAGGCAGGAGCACGAUAGGUAGCGACAUCGCAGUGGAAAUGCUUUUUAUUCUGGACAUCAUUCUUAACUUUCGCACCACCUACGUGAGUCAAUCAGGGCAGGUGGUGUACGAGCCUCGCUCCAUCUGUCUGCAUUACGCUACAACGUGGUUCUUUGUAGAUCUGGUGGCUGCGCUGCCCUUUGACCUGCUCUAUGCAUUUAACAUUACUGUUACGUCUCUAGUGCACCUGCUGAAAACUGUGCGAUUGUUGCGUCUGUUAAGACUGCUGCAGAAGUUGGACAGGUACUCGCAGUACAGCGCCAUGGUACUAACACUGCUCAUGUCGAUGUUCGCUCUGCUGGCUCACUGGAUGGCCUGCAUCUGGUACAUCAUUGGACGCAAAGAGAUGGAGACCAAUGCCAAUGGAGCCUGGGACAAUGGCUGGCUACAUGAGCUGGGCAGGCGUUUGGACAAGCCCUAUUUCAACAGUACAGUUGGUGGUCCUUCGGUUCGCAGUGCUUACAUUGCCUCUUUAUAUUUCACCUUGAGCAGUCUGACCAGUGUGGGCUUCGGCAACGUUUGUGCCAACACUGAUGCUGAGAAGAUUUUCUCUAUUUGCACUAUGCUCAUUGGGGCUCUCAUGCAUGCUGUGGUGUUUGGGAAUGUAACAGCCAUCAUCCAGCGCAUGUACUCACGUCGCUCACUAUAUCACACGCGCAUGAAAGAUUUGAAGGACUUCAUUCGUGUUCACCGGCUCCCACAGCAGCUGAAACAACGCAUGCUGGAAUAUUUCCAGACCACCUGGUCUGUGAAUAAUGGCAUCGAUGCCAAUGAGCUCUUGCAUGAUUUUCCUGACGAGUUGCGUGCAGAUAUAGCCAUGCACUUAAACAAAGACAUCCUGCAGCUGCCCGUGUUUGAUGGUGCCAGUAGGGGCUGCCUGCGCUCACUCUCCCUCCAUAUCAAAACCACUUUCUGUACACCGGGGGAAUAUCUCAUCAGACAGGGGGAUGCGUUGCAGGCCAACUACUUUGUCUGUUCUGGGUCACUGGAGGUUCUGAAGGACAACAUGGUCUUGGCUAUUCUGGGAAAAGGAGAUCUGAUUGGCUCAGACCUGCCAUCCCAGAAUCACGUGAUCAAGACGAAUGCAGAUGUAAAGGCACUGACAUAUUGUGACCUGCAGUACAUAAGUAUGAAAGGUUUAAGUGAUGUUCUUGAACUAUAUACCGAGUAUGCCAGCAUCUUCACUAGUGACAUCCACCUAAACCUCACAUACAACCUAAGAGAGGGCAGUGAGACUGAGCAGAACUACCCAUACUCCAGUGCAACAACUGAGAAUAAGGGUCCAUCCACUGUAGAAAAGGCUAAUGAUCUAGACAAGUACUUCCAUGUCCCACCUGCUUCCAAUACAUGCCGAAAUCUUCUUCUGCCCACUCUAAGCAACCCAGUAAGAUGUACAUCACUGGGGAAUCUUUUAGGGGAAGAGUUACUGCAGUUAAACACCCUGCGACAGUGUCGUUCUCCUGUCAGGGGCUGGAGUUCAAACCCUUCCCCUAAACAUCAGAACAAACUACAGAAACAAACCCAUCCUCCCUCAUCUACACCCAAAUCCAUCCAUAGGACACAGACAGAUUCUGGAGGUACUGGACGCAAACCUGCCAAACUGCUCAUCCCCACUCUCAACUGCUUUGGACCACCAGAUCUUAGUCCAAGAGUUGUAGAUGGAAUUGAGGACAACGGACAUGUGUUUCGUUUUAAUGUGGAGGACACCACUGCCAAAACUAGCACAGUGACAUCACUGGGUAGUAAGACACUGGACGGGUAUAAUCAGGUGAAAGAGUCACUGCUUCAGGAGACAAAGGAAGUGAAAGAGACCAUUGAACAACUCAACAAUAAGAUGGGCAACCUGAAACAGGAAGUGUCAAUUCUAACAAAGGAUCUGCAUCACAUAAUGCACCUCCUGCAAACACAGAUAGCUGUUCGUCAUUACACAGCACCUUUGUCCUCCUGUCCCUAUGGAGUCAACAUGAUGUCCAGUUCUUCCAUCAGUAUGUCUCCAGCCUACAUCUUGGGUUCCAGCAUCCACAUGCAGCACAAAGACCAUGUUGUCCCUGAGGGUCUCCUGGCGUCCACAUCUUGGAGUCACAGCCGGCCUGGUGAAUCUGGUUUCACUCAGCACACGGAGAGACAGGAACACUUUCAUCAGCAUGAGCCUAAUCAACCCUCUCCUGUCACAGCAAAAGAGCCCUGUUCCCAUGACUGGAGUUCCCUGUACACCUCAAUUCCCUCCAAUAUCAGCCACCAUCACUUAUCUGCUGGCUCCCCUCACCUUAGCAUCCACCCAGGAACCCAGGGGCCAACACCUGGAGAAAGUCCUUGAGCAGAGGGCUUAUCACUGGGCAUUUGUGCUGAAGAUAGAGCUCAGUCCAGUAUCAGCCAGUCACACCAUUUUGCAAAUACUUUUUCCUCAAACAUUGGGCAAUUCUUCUUUUUCUAGCAAAGUCACGCCAAGCUUGUAUUCACACCUACACCUUUCCACAGAACCAGCCUUUACCUACCCCACUUCAACCAUGGAUGAAAAGCACAGGACUCCAGAGGUGGCCCUUAAUCAGAAUGUGGUACCUUCCACUUUCCUACUGGAUCUGAUGGACUGACAAUGAGGAAUGACUAUAAUCAACUCUGCAUCCAAAAUUUCUGUUUGAAUUUUAACACCAUUUUCCAUUCAUUAUGAAUUUCAUAAGUUCAUGAGUACAAAGAGAAAAAGCUGCUCAGCAGUUAAUCAUCUAGUUUAUCACUGAAUCCCUUUUCCACCAACAGGGUGUCUCUGUCGGUCACAGAUGCAGUGGCUAAUCCGGAACCUUUUCCUGUUCCACCCAAAAAAAAAGUGGCAGUAAUUGUGUGGAAGAACUGGCGCCACACCAACUUCAAAAACCUGCUUAUCUUAACCAAGAAAUCACAAAAUGUUAGAGUCCGUGGCCUGGAUGUGCUUACAAAAAACUUGGUUCCUGGCAUUCCGUCCCAUUCCCAAAAACUGUAAAACUAUGCAAAGUUACAUGUGAAUUAUGUCGUCAAAUGGACAGAAUCUAAAAAAAACCUGGUGACUGUUUUGUGUUCAUGAGUAGCCUACAGUAACAUGUUAGUUAUAGAGUUAUAGAACAGUUAUAGAAUUAGCAUUAUCCUAUUUCAAAAAUCACUUUUACUGAACUAUGAUUUAGUUUUCUAUGUGUCUAUAUGUUCCUGACCUGCCUGGUGGAUUAUUAUUUUUCCUAUAGAAUAUGUAGUCUGAAAUGUUGAAUGAAUAUUUUGAAUUGCUGCAGAUAUUUAGCUUGUACAUACUGUACUUUAUCAUUUCACUUUACCUAUCAGAGCUUGACUGUUUACUCAAAUGGGACAUAUCAAAGAAAAGCUAAAUGCACUUAUGGAAUAAAACUUUUAUUCAAAAAUAUAUUGUAUUAUAUUCAAAAUGUCAUACAGUUAACAUUUUCGCAGCACACUGUUCUGACAUACCUCUAUAAUAUAUGCCUAUGAUAGACUGCUCUCACUUUUAAUAUUUAAUUUUUUAUUCAAUCAGAUGACCUCAUCAUAAUGUAUUAUUUGAUGGCCAUUUAGUACUGGAAGAAAUGUUACCAUAAAAUUAAAAGCCCAGAAUGUAUCCACAAAAGGAUUAUUCUGUGAAACUAUCAGAACAGAUAAAAUAACAGCCACUUUAACACAUAUAUGCACAGUUGACAGAAUACUGCAUGACAAAUUAACAAUGCUUAUUAAUAACAGUUACUGUCUUUGCUGAAUCUGGGAAAUGUUGUUGCAUGUUGUUGAAAUUAUGUACAACUUUAAAAAGCUGCUCUCAGAUUCCAGUAGUACUCUAUUGCACUAAGUAACUGAAUUUAAUACUUGGAUUAAUGAGACUCAGGGUUUAUUUUCAUUUGCACAAUGUGUAACCACUUAAAUCAAUGAUGAGCUAUUUCAUUUAAUUCAUUCUACAUUAUAUGCAACAUGGACCUCCACAUAUAUUAAUUAAUACAGUCUUUCAUGUGGACACUUGCAAGUGUGAUAGUAAGUAAUGAAUAUUAAUAAUGUGCACACAUUAUUUUGAGUGGUCAUACAACUAGCAUUGCAGCAGCAGAUGAUUACACACUCUAUGUAUUGUAUUGUUUUAUACUUUUUAAAACUAUGACACUGAAUACUCAGAAGCUUUUAAUUGUUCUGUAGAGGGCUGUUCAUGCUUUUAUUGAUUAUCAAUCAAAACUCUGUCAGACUUUUUCAUUGAUCUCAUUUACAUUAACCUUGAAUCUUGUAUAAAAAGAUUUCUCUUUUUACCACUUCUUGCAUGUAACUUUAAUUCCAGUUGUAAAUUUGCUUAGUUUAUGUGCAUGUAAUUUCAUCAUGAGGGCUCCAAUAAAACACUUUUCCCCGUAAUGUGUACUUAGUAUCUUUGUCUCAACUUUAUCAUACAUGCUGUCUUGGACAGUCUCACAACUAAGUUCCUUUGAGGGGCAAUAUAUUUCCCCUUUUGAUUGAUUUACAGGGGCAUUUUUGCCUUUAUAUUUACCUUUACACUUUUUAUAAUCAUUUUAGUAUAUACAGUACAGACCAAAAGUUUGGACACACCUUC